This is a messenger RNA of Delphinapterus leucas (beluga whale), 3605 nucleotides long. The record is from RefSeq and is a predicted model, not a curated record. NCBI's taxonomy places the organism in Eukaryota, Metazoa, Chordata, Mammalia, Artiodactyla, Monodontidae.
AUGGUCCCGGAGGCGCGGGCCGGCCCAGCCGAGGGACGCCAGGGGGGCCGAAGGCUGCUCGGGCGCGAGGCCUGGCUGCUAAUGCAGCCCCUGAAAUUCUGUGCCAGUUCAGUAAAUGGUGAACGAGUCACCAGAAACCCACUCAGCAUCUCCCAAAAAGCCCGAGAGAAGGCUGCGGUGUUUGUGGAAAGUGACCGUUUUGAGAAGGUGGAGGUGUAUUGCUGGGCUGCCUUAUCCCUCGUGAGGGGUUCACGGAAGAGAAGCCCACUCAGGGCCCUUCGGAGCAGCUCUGGAAAGGGCGAGUCUGGAUUUGAGACAGUGCAGGACAAAAGAGGAGCUCCAGUUUUUCAGGCCCUCUUGGGGCUCCACGAUGUCCACCAGCGCGUCUCCGUUGUGGUCCAGGUCUUGGAAGAGGAUCUUGUAGCGGAAGUAGUCGUCGUCGUCGGUGUGGCAGGUCGCCGCGAGCAGCACGAAGCCCCGCAGCCAGCGCAGCAUGGCCCUGCCGGGGCUGGGCCGCGGCGGCGGGUAUCGCAGGCCGCCUCUCCUUCUGGUCCCAGCGAGAGCGUCCCGCCGGCGGCCGCGCCACCUGCCGCCUUCUCGACGCCGCGCUCGCGCAGGGCGGCGGGUCCGCGCAGUCAGCGCGAAUGCGGCGGCGGCUGGACGCGAGCCGCCGCGGUUCCGAGCAGCCUAAGGCGAGGGGCCCCGCGCCUGUGGCUCUCGGGCGGCGCCAGGGGAGCCUCGGAAGGCCCGCCACGUGGGAGGCCGUGGCCCAGGCGCUACGCUGGAGUCGGCCCUCCCGGAAGUUGGAAGCUGAGGCUCCAAACGCGACGGCCAAGACCGUUCCAGCCUACGGUCGACUCGGGAGCUGAGGGGAGUUUGAGGAGAGGAGCGCCUACCCCAGCGUCGAGAGAGCGCUCGGGCGUCGAGGAUCUCACCGGGCAAACGCAGCGGGCCUGCGGCAGCAGCUGAAUGCAGGUGAUGAUGAGACCCUUGAGGAGGAUAAAGCCACAAGAGAGACAGGACCUGGAUCCCUGAAUAACUGCAAGGCGGAGAACUGCCCCACCAACCUCAACACCCACCAAGAAAUCAUGAAGAGCUUUCAAUACCAUGCUAAGAAGUCUGGACAUUUCCCAUCGACAUUGUCAGUCCCUGAAGAACUUUAAGGAGGGUUAUGAAAUAAUCAUGAUAUACGUUUAGAUAUGUCAUAUGGUGGCAGUGUGGAAGAAGAAAUGGUGAGAGGUAAAGGCAGGAAGACUGGUUGUAAGACUGUUACAGUAACUUAGGUGAGACAUGGUAGAGGCCAGGGCUUACCCGAAGCAAUGGGUAUAGAGGGAAGGGAACUGGUAUAUUAAGGAAUUACACAGGACCCUGUGAUUAACUGGAUGUUGGGGUAAAACAAAGGAGGCAUCUGGAAUGACUUGGUAGUGGAACACUUAUCCAAGACAUUGAUCAUAGAGGGAAGCAGAGAGCCUCAGGAGCUGGGAAUAGCUAUCAAUUUGUGAGUCACCCACUAAGAUGAUAGUUUAGAGCCUUGAAAAGUAAUCUUGGGGCUCACCCACAUUUGAGAGGUAAGCCAAAAAAGAGUCAUAAAGGGAUCUGAAAAGCAGCAGUGGGAGAGCUGAGAUCAAGUGCCCAAAGGGGAGAUAUGGGGGACCUCAUCAGUGUUCCAUACUGCAGAAAGGCCAAAAACCAAAUAACUGGAAAGAGCCCUCUGAGUGCGGCAAUGGAGAAGUCUUUAGUGACCUUUCACAGAGGGGAAGAAUGGAGGCAGAAGCCUCACGUCAGACAGACAACCGAAGAGUGAGAGAAGUCAAGGCAGAAAGGGCAGACUUGGCUCCAUCAAAGACCUUGACUGCACAGGAAGGAGACUGAUAGGACAAUAUCUAGAUGGGGAGGCGGUGUGGGGAGCCAACAGGAGAACCACUGCGAUUAGAGAGGAGAAGUUUGAAAAUACAGGACAAAGAAAGGGAAUAGUAGAAGUUGUACUUUUCCCAAUUUAAAGGAGAUGAGAGGACGAAAGGACAGAAAUAUAAGUGGAAAAACCAACUUUGAAAAGGACAAAAAGCACCUCUCUCCCUGAGACUGGAGGAAAGAAAGUGAGCAUGAGUAUAAAUAAAGGUAAGAUUAUAGUUGAUGUAUUAAAUUUACUGAGGCUGCCUUAAGCUCCGUAAACAAUUUUAAGCAUUUUUCAUUUAUUUGAUCAUUAGUCAUCAUUACGAUCCUACGAGACUAAUAUUAUCCCUAUAUUACAGCUUAGGACACAUUAUGAGAGGGCCAGAAAUCUGAGGGAGUUCAUGACAGUUCACCUCUAUUUACUCAGUGAAGUAAAGGGCAUGGUCAGCUACUGGAAGGCAGGAGCAAGGACCUUGUGGCUGGGAUAAGCAGGUUUUCUCAACACCAACACUACUGACAUUUGAGACCAGAUAUUUCUUUGCUAUGCUAUGCACUGUAGAAUGUUUAGCAUCAUCCCUGGCCUGCACUCACUACAUCCUUCACAUCACACACACACAUCCCCCACUGUCACAGCCAUCCAAAAUAUCAAAUGUCUCUGAGGGACAAAAACACCCCUGGUUGAGAACCACUGGGAUAAAUAGAAGAUAAAACUGACAGGCUGAUAAAGCAGAAGACCCAGCUCUUUACUGAGAACAGAGAUGGAAUAAUAAGAUUCUGGAGCUGCCUUCUGAAGGAAAGCGUAAUUUCGUCAGUUCCUUUGCUAAUUCUGUAUAAUGCAAAGCAAGUGCAAGAAAAAGCCUUGGACACACAGAAUCCAGUGAAAUCAAUACAUGUUAUAUAUAAUUAAGACUGGCAUCUGCGGUUGGGUAGGCCUCAGGAAACAAACCAUCAAUUUCCAUCACAUUGGAAAUAGCAUUAUCCUACCUCCCAUUUCUCUGACAUACACUUUAUAAAUCCUAAGAAAUGUGGACUGAACAUUACAUGUCACUGUGCUAACUGUGUGGUUUUUCUGGAUUCAGUGUUCUGUACCCUCACAUCCAUCAUUCAGUUCAAGCCUUCCAGAUGGAAACUUAUUAAAUAUUAUUUUCUCUUAGUGAAUUUAAUUCAGUCACCUCACAAGGAAAAGAUUUCUACAAAACCUGGUGUCCCCGUCCCCUUUUCAAACACACGUGCACACAUGUUCCCAUGCUGUGGAUGAAGCCAAUAGUCUCUCAGAGCAGCUUUAAGUAAAACAAACACUUUUUUUUUACUCUACUGGGUCAGUUGGUUACAUGUACAGCUGUGGAAAUGAGGAUCCUCUGAAAAUACAAUAGUGAGUAUUGAUAUUGUCGUGUGUUAAGCUUAAGGAUAACUCUACACUACAGUGUAGGGUAUAAUGUUAUGGCGUAGUAUAGCGAUUUCUACAGUGUUAGGUUAAACUGAAACUACGUGGUUGUAAUUAGUGUGUUAGUAUCAGAGCAUCUCCCUCUCCCUGCAUCGGGAGUAGCAAGUGCACACGCUGGAAAGCCCCAAAAGGGCUCCGCGGUGAGCACUCGUCCUGCAGUGCCAGCCACAUUUCCCAAGCGAUGGGAUGCUCUUGGGGAGAGCUCAGCAGGAGCCAUCAAGACAGACCCUUGGGGUUUCCAAGAGGGGAAACGAAUUUGGGCCCAGGC